Messenger RNA from Syzygium oleosum, 1227 nucleotides. Its product is annotated as heavy metal-associated isoprenylated plant protein 3. Lineage: Eukaryota; Viridiplantae; Streptophyta; Magnoliopsida; Myrtales; Myrtaceae. Bases 92 to 904 code for a protein of 270 amino acids. The transcript has 5 exons. The record is from RefSeq and is a predicted model, not a curated record. Gene Ontology annotation, molecular function: metal ion binding.
ACAUGCGCUACACGCGCACUCCUUCGCAUUCCCCAUUCCCUCUCCCUGCAGUUUCCCUCUCUGCACAGCGGCGACGCUGCGAGUGUUCGCCAUGGGCGAGAAGAACGAUGGAGGCGACGGGACGGUCAGAGGAGCAGGAGGAGGAGGAGGAGGUAAGGCGGCCAACGACCAGAAGAACGGGCAUGUGGUGGUCGUCUUGAAGAUGGACCUGCAUUGCGGAGGCUGCGAAGCCAAAAUCGACAAGUUCCUUAAGAGAUUCCCAGGUGUGGAGAAGACGAAGGUGGAGGGAGGGGCGAUGAAGGUGACGGUGGAAGGGAGAGUGGACCCCGCGAAGCUUCGCGAGAAACUGCAGGAGAAGACGAAGAAGAAAGUGGAGCUGGUGUCUCCGCUGCCCAAGAAAGUGAAGGACCAGGCCAACAACGAGAAGAAGGAGAAACCCAAAGAGCCUCCGGUGACGACGGUGGUUCUGAAGUUCAGUUGCCUCCACUGCGAGGGAUGCAUCCAGAAGAUUCGCAAGAUAAUCACAAAAACAAAAGGCGUUCUCGACGUGGCCUUCGACAGGGACAAGGACACGGCCACGGUGAGGGGGGCCAUGGACGCCAAGGCGCUGGCCAAGAGCCUGAGGGAGCAGAUGAAGAGGGCGGUCGAAAUCGUCCCGCCAAAGAAAGAGAAAGAGGGUAGCGAGGCCAAGGGCAAGGAAGGCGGCAGGAAGAACGAGAACGUCGGCGGCGGCGGCGGCCCUAACAAGGAGAUCAAUGGCUGGUGGGAGAAAGUGGAAGGCCAGCGAAUGGAGUACCAAGGGCCAUACGGGUACGGAUACGGGGGCGUGUAUUGGGAGCCAAUGCACUUGCAUGCGCCGCAACUGUUCAGCGACGAGAACCCGAAUGCUUGCUCCGUCAUGUGAGCCGAGCCAAAACAAGAGAAAUCAGGGUAAAUAAGGGGAGAGGAUACUGUAAAAAAGAGCGAAACGUCGAUGAGUUUGAGGAGGUGAAGAUGUGACCUGACCAAUGCCUAGAGUUGGUCAAAUUUCAGGAAAUCGUUUUACCACUUUCCUUUUUCUUUUGUGGCAUUUGGAACGCGCUAUACGGUUCGGUUCGGUUGAUUUGGCUGGUUUUGCCUUCUUUUUGGUUUGCUUGUUCCCUUUACUUCUUGCCCAUUUGUUGGUCCUGGCUGAGAAAUCGCAUUGGUAAACCGACCUAAACGAAACGACACUGUGCAUACUUUUCA